Lytechinus pictus (painted urchin) is the source of this 6384-nucleotide messenger RNA. Its product is annotated as phospholysine phosphohistidine inorganic pyrophosphate phosphatase-like. Gene Ontology annotation, cellular component: cytosol. The transcript is spliced from 8 exons. NCBI's taxonomy places the organism in Eukaryota, Metazoa, Echinodermata, Echinoidea, Temnopleuroida, Toxopneustidae. Gene Ontology annotation, molecular function: phosphatase activity; inorganic diphosphate phosphatase activity. The record is from RefSeq and is a predicted model, not a curated record. Bases 344 to 1159 code for a protein of 271 amino acids. Gene Ontology annotation, biological process: dephosphorylation.
GAGUCUAUUCCGCAGGAGCUGCCUUUCUUAGCUUCAAUUUCAGCAGGUGACACGUGUACGGUACGGGUACUGGGAUUUCUGCAGCUGCAGCGCAGCUAGCUAGCAGCACACAGCUAUUAGAUUGAGCCCCCGCGCCCCCGGCGUACCGGUACGUCCUCACAGGCAGUUAUCUAGAGCACUCGGAGUCGGAGGUGGGCGGAGCGUCUGAUGCAUGCCGCACUAUUCUCUUUACUAGAUCUUGGCCAACCAAUAUUUUACUGACAGAAGUUUGACUGAGUUUAUAAAGUUUGAAUAGUGCUGACUCCAGUCCAUCUACACGGUAACUAAAGUAAACUAUUGCAAGAUGUCUGCUGGAAACUGGCAUGAUUCUGCUAUAGAGGGCGUCCUUCUAGACAUCACCGGUGUACUGUAUGAUAGCACAGAUGAAGGGGGAGUUCCAAUACCUGGUUCAAUCGAUGCAGUUAAAAGAUUAAAGCGCUCAGGUAUCCAGGUCAGGUUCUGCACCAACGAGACCCAGUGCACUCGCCAGCAGCUGGUGGAUAAACUCCAGAGGUUGGGUUUCGAGCUCUCCGUCCCAGAAGUCUUUGCUCCUGCACCUGCAGCCUGCCAGUUGCUGAAGGCAAGAGGUUUAACGCCACACCUGCUCGUCUAUCCAGAUGUUUUACCAGAGUUUGAAGCCUUUGACCUUGGAGCUAAGCCGACCUGUGUGGUUGUAGGUGAUGCUGCCGAUGCCUUCAACUAUGAGACGAUGAACAGCGCCUUCAGGAAACUCCUGGAGAUGGAUCCACCUGUUCUUAUAUCCAUGGGUGCAGGGAAGUAUUAUCGUCAUGGAACAGAGUUAAUGCUAGAUGUAGGUCCAUUCACAAAAGCGUUAGAGUACGCCGUGAGGUGUGAAGCUGUUGUAGUUGGAAAGCCGGACAAGAAUUUCUUUCUUGGAGCACUUCAAGACAUGGGAAUUCAGCCACAAAAUGCCAUUAUGAUAGGAGAUGAUAUUGUCAAUGAUGUUGGAGGCGCUCAGAGGUGUGGACUCCGAGGCCUUCAAGUCAAAACGGGAAAAUUCAGACCGUCUGAUGAACAUCAUUCUGAGGUUAAACCCGAUGGAUUUGUAGACAACCUAGCUCAGGCUGUGGAUCUCUUACUCCAACACCAGAAGAAAUGAGCUGCUGACCUCUGAACAUGCACUUCCUCCAAUCUGCAGAAACAAGCCUGUAUUUGGGUAUGAGGUGUGUACACCAUGGACUAAUUGUCAGUGAAAAUAUUGAGGAUUUAACGGACAAUUUCAUAAACUAAUUGCCAAAUAACAAUUCCUCAUGGCAUGGGUCAUAAUGCGGGAUAUGGACGGUCUAGUUCGUAGAGUUUGUGCUGUUUUUGCAUCACUUUAUUGUACGAAAAGCAAUGAAGAAAUAGUGUAAAAAUAAUGAUACAGGUACACUUUACACAUGGAAUAGGACAUUUUAAACGAAAGCCCAGGGCCCCGUCUUACAAAGAGUUACGAUUGAUCCAAUCAAUCUCAAGUACAUGGAAAUCCAUCAAUGUCAUAAUUUUUCUUUAGGAAAUUUGCUCAAUGUCCUUUGAAAACAAAUAUAAGCAUACCUAAUUGUCAAGAAAACAGUGAAUAUACAUCAUUUCUAGAAAAUAUUUUGAACAAACAUGUAAUUUUAGAUGUUGACAUUGCUGGCUUUCCAUAGUUGUGAUUGAUCAGAUCAAUCGCAACUCUUUGUGAGUCGGGUCCCAGGACAUUGUCAGAUGAAAAUCUUAAGACACAGACCUUUAUUAAAUGCUGGGUAUUGACAGUUAAUUUGUAGACCAUUGGUCUUAUAAAAUUCUGAAGAUGAAGUCUACAGUAUUCUGCAAUAAAAAAAACUUACAAAUUUCACUGAAAACAGGAAGAACACUGAAUUAUACGGAAAAACACAAUUUAACUUGCCAAAUGAAACCAUCAGAUAUGAAUUAUAGUGAAAAAAAUUGGUGUGCUAAGCAUCAUCCAAUGAAUAAAACCAUGUAUUGUGAAUAUGUAAACCAAAAUUAUUUUUGCAAUGGUACAUGUAAACAUGUUUUGGCCGCAUGUGCAUAAGAUAUUAACCUAUUCAGAAUUGUGUUGUCUCAUAUAUUUUGUACACGUAAUCAAUAAAACUGAAUCACAAAAAAAACAUACACACUUCAACUUUUUUUUUAAAUGAAAGAAUAGUUGGCAUUGAACUUUGGUUGCUAAAGUAUGAUAAAAACACACAUCUAUUAGGAUGAUGAAGAGGGAAAAAUAAUCACAAAUAUGCUGCUCUGCAUUCAACAUUUAGAAAAAAAUUGGUUUUGAAUAUUGUGAGACUUUUAGCAAAGUUUGUGGUUCGAUUUUUAACAUAUCUGCAUAUUGUGCUUGUAAAAAUGUAUUUGUAACAAUCAAAUCUUUCAGAUUGUGUGGAAUUUCUACUUUUAUCUUGAAUAAGGUUUAUUGUGAAUUAGAGGGUAUAGCAUUCAGAUAGUAUUUUGGAAAAGUGCAAUUAUCAGUUGGGCAAGUGGAUUUUGGGCAAGUGCUCGAGUGACUAUCAUGUAGAACUCUUUAUAAUAUAUUAUUUUUCUACAUUUGAUUUAUCUCGCUUCAUUGCGUUUUUAAUCCUUGAUUAUUUUCUUCUGGGAACCUAUAUGUCUACAAGCUUUGCUUUUUAAUAGGUUCCUCAUAUUUCACGAUUUUGUAUUUCUUUGUAAAACACUGUACAAAUAUGUAUUUUUUGUCAUCUUCUCAUAAUUAUGUUCAAGAUGUAUGUUUUUGUGGAAUGUGAAACAAUUAAUCAAAUCAAAAAAUCAAAAUCAAAUUUUUCAUACACUACAGUGUUGUAUUACCACAAUAAUUCUUAAACUGAGGUUGUGAAAUCAUUUUUUUAGAAAGCAAAUGAUAUUGAAAUGGUGAGAGUGGCAGAACAAAAUAUCUUUUCGAAGGUAAUUUUGGUGGACAUGUAGCUAUCUUUCCAAAACCAACUGACAAAUAUUUGCUUUAUAUUCCACAUCUGAAAAAAUAAGCAUAAAUUACAGAUAUAACAGGAAGGAUAUUCCCUUUUAAAGUUACAAUUAUGUUUAAAUUAGGUGUCUUAAUUGAGGCGAAGUUAACAAGCACAUAACAGUACUGCUCCUGUUUCUAUCAGGGCGCAUUUGUUUGCUUCUUGCUUCAGGUUCGCAAGUUUAUGAUUUCUAAUUAGAUGCACUUUUGAAGAAGACAAUACAUAAUACAACAUACUUUCACCAAUGAAAGUGCAAAGUGCAACGUACGCACUUUCACCAGUGCUAGUGCACAGUACACACACUUUCACAAAUGAUAGUGCACAGUGCAAUGCACUUUUACCAGUAAUAAUGCACAGGACACAAUUUUUCCUCAUGACCGUACAUGGUGCAACACUUUUUCACCAAUGAUAGUACACGGUGCAACACACUAUUUCCAAUGAUAGUUUACAGUGCACCACACUUAUACCAAUGGUAGUGCACAGUGCAACACACUCUCAUUAAUGAUUGUACAUGGUGCAACACACUUUCAAUAAUGAAAGUGCACACAUUCACCAAUGAUAGUACACAGUGCAACACACUUUCACCAAGGAUAGGGCACAGUGUGACACACUUUCCCCAAGGAUAGUGCAGUGUGACACACUUUCACCAUGACAGUACACAUUUUCACUGUGCAGUACAACAGGGAUUCACCAAUGAUAAAAAACACAGUGCAACACACUUUCUUUGAUGACAGUGCACAGUGCAACACAUUGUCAUUAAUGAUAAUACACAGUACACACUCUUACCAAGGAUAGUGCACAGUUUGACACACUUUCUCCAAUGAUAGUACACUGCGCAACACCCUUUCAUCGGUGAUAGUGCACAGUACACACUCUUUCACUAUGACAAUACAAAUUUUAACCAGUGAUAGUACACAGUGCAACAAACUUUCAUCAAUGUUGGUGUGCAGUGCACCACACUUUUACCAGUGAUAGUGCACAUUGCAACACAUUUUCACCAAUGAUUCUCUGCAGUGCGACACUUUUUCGCCAAUGAUAGUACUUGGUGCAACACACUUUUCCCAAUGAUAGUUUACAGUGCACCACACUUUUACCAGUGAUAGUGCACAGUGCCACACACUUUCACCAAGGAUAGAGCACAGUGUGACACACUUUCCCCAAGGAUAGUGUAGAGUGACACAGUGCAACACUUUUUCGCCGAUGAUAGUACACGGUGAAACACACUUUCCCCAAUGAUAGUUUACAGUGCACCACACUUUUACCAGUGGUAAUACACAGUGCAAUGCACUUUCACCUAUGAUAGUGCACAGUGCAACACCCAUUUACCCAUGUUAGUGCACAUUAUACACUUUUUCACCAUGACAGUACACAUUUCAACACAUUAUCACAGUGCAGUACAACAUGCAUUCACCAAUGAUAUAACACAAUGCAACACUUUCUUUGAUAAUAGUGCACAGUGCAACACAUUGCCAUUGAUGAUAUUACACAGUACUCACUAUUACCAAGGAUAGUGCACAGUGUGACACACUUUCACCAAUGAUAAUACAGAGUGCAACACACGUUCACUAAUGAUAGUACACAGUGCAGCACUCUUAGCAGGGAUUUGUUAAUGAGAGUGCAUCAUGCUUUCAUUUUGUGCAUACUCCAGAUUGUACUAAUAUUCAUUGUUACUGAAUAAAGAAAAACCUGAAUUAGAGACAUCACCUAAAACAAUACAUUUUGAUGGAUUUCAUUGACUGGUACUUCUACGCUUCAUGAUAGUUUUAUGUACAUUUACCACUACUCUGCUAGCAUAGUAUGUGUAUCUGUUUUUAGGGGCCUCAUCAGAAACAGUUUGCUAUUAAAGGGGAAUGAAACCUUUGGAACAAGUAAGCUUGUGUUGAAACAGAUAAAUCAAAAAAUAAGAACAAAUAAAGUUAAAGAAAAAUCGGACAAAUAAUGAGAAAGUGAGAAAUCUGUUUCUUUGAUUUUUCUGUUUUCACACAAGCUAUCUUGUUCCAAAGGUUUCAUUCUCCUUUUAUGAACAAGGAUGUAGUCGAGGCUGGCUUCAAGGCCACAUUUUGCCGGCCAUGGCCUGAUUCACACGUUCAAAGUCAAUGGGGGAAUAUUUUCUCCAGCUGCCUCGUGACUCGGACCUAUCAGUCUUGACUACAUUCCUAUUAAUAAAUGCUCUUAAUGAUAUGGAAACAAGCAGAAUCAAGUUGUAAGAUAUAUUUUGUCUGUUUAAAAGACAUCUUUAAUACAUGUAAUCGAAACAUUUUGCUCUUUGAUUGAAUUCCAAAUUAUUGUGUUUUAAAAUAUUGUGUGCAUAUAUUCUCCUGCUUUCGUAAAUUAUGUUUCCUAUACACAUUGCUCUUGUAUUUGAAAGAAAAUUGUUAUGUACAGUCAGUCGGCAAGCCCUGAAAAAGUAGCUUCUUUUAUCCAAGUGAUAUUCAUGCCUAGACGGUUUUUGCAUUGUUAAUGAGCUUGGUGCGGACCAAAACACCUCUUUUUAUAUAAUUAUUUUCAUGCAACAAAAGUUGUUGUUUUCACACUUAAUUUCUGUUUGAGCACAAAUGAUUUUUAAAUCAUGAUAAAGCUGAAGGUCUAAGCUUUAAUAUGAUAUAUUUUUUAUAAGAAGAUAUAUCUUAGAUGGGUGUCAGCAGCUAGCUUUUUAAAGGCCAAGUACAUUUAGCAGCUCAAAAACAAGAAUACUGCGCUCUGAUUGGUCAUAGAGACCACACACCCACGCAAAUUCCAAUGUUCCCCACACUGGGCCUCUGCAAGGUCACACUCACCAUGUGGUAAUCUCUUCAAAUUACCCGCGCCUGUUGUUUUCAAAUCAGCCAAUCAGAACUCUGGAUUUUAUGUUACUCAGAAAUUUCAGAAAUCUCGUCUUGCAUCUUGAUGGAAAAAGCUGGCUGCUGACCCAUCUAAAAGAUGCCACAUAUCAAGAGUGACAUUGUAAGAAAGUUUGAGCUUUCUGAUGAUAUAAAUAAUGUUUGUGCCUAAAACACAGGAUGUUGCACGAUUUGCAAGUGAAAACAGAGGAAGAAAAUUCUGUUUGAGGCAUCUUUUCAGGUAAAAAACUCACUUAUUUAUCAAAAUAUUUUAUUCAAAAGAAAUAACCAAUAUAAAAGAGUAACAUUUACUCUUUCCCAUGGUACAAAAAUAAUCAAUAUUACUCGAGGAAAAAGUGGUUAAAUUCUUUGAGAAAGAAAGUCUCACAAUUCACGAGAUUUUGCAGGGACAUGAAUUCAGUCACGAGAGGACUUGGAUAAAUCUUGCUCAUUUGCUCAUUAACACGGGGGCUUGCAGACUGACUGUGUAUGAAAAUUUGUAUUUAUUCUGUAAUACCAUAUGAAACUGUAUCAUGCUAUUAAAUGCAUAAAUCAAUUCUAUCACACAAACGAAA